Molecule: messenger RNA, 5631 nt
Organism: Grus americana (Whooping crane)
Lineage: Eukaryota; Metazoa; Chordata; Aves; Gruiformes; Gruidae
Exons: 3
Coding region: 653-3373 (906 amino acids)
Cellular component (GO): extracellular matrix
Molecular function (GO): protein binding
Source: RefSeq, a predicted model, not a curated record
UGCCCGCAGGGACCGGGGAGCUGGGAUCCUUGCUUUGGGCUGCGCUGGUUUUGCUGCCACGCUGUGCACCUCUGCCAGCCCCUUCCCGGCUGCUGCCCAGCCGAAGGACCCGGAGCAAAGUGGAGGCUCUGUCUUGUGUGCGACACCAGCCGUGCCCUGGGCUGCCAGCCCCAUGCUCCCAGGAGGAGCAAUGCUGCACCCCCAGACACGGUCCUGCACAGCCGACCUGCUGCCUUCCCUGCACAGGGACUGCCACCCUGCUGUGGCCAUCUCCCAGGUAAUGCUGGUGUGGCCAGUUCCAAGCCUGGACCGGGGAUGCUGGGGCUGGCUGCAGCUUCACAAACCCUGGCACAGCUGCCACACUGCAGGGUCCGUGGCCCGGGCAGGCUGGUGUCACUCCUACUGCAAGCUCUCUGGCUUCUGCCACCCUGCAGCCUCUGGAGCAGCCUAGCACCAAGGGGGGACCUGGAUGCAUUUGGGAUUGACAUCGGAAAGGGACCUGCACCCUAACCUCGCAUGAAACCAAGCCCUGCGCCUGGGCCAUGGAUAAAGAGCUGGCCAGGUGAUGGGACCCCCGUCUGGUGGCCUUGCUCCUCACGCAGUGUGACUUGCUCCAGCAGCUGGACUCGUUUGCAAGCGCUCAGCCAAGACAAUGUACCAGAAUUUCCUUUUCCUUUUCUUCCUCUCCUUCCAUCCUCAUAAAUGCCAAGAUCAAAUCCUGGGUGACGAUCCAUAUGAAAUGCCCAAAGACUACCAGGAGGUCUACAGAGGGACAAAAAAUGAUGUCAAAGAGAUCCCAAAGAUUGCAAAGCCCUUCAUUUCUGAGAUGAUCUUUGUGCAAACCAGCAUCACUGCUAUAAGGAAAGGUGCCUUCAGGUACAUGCCCAACCUGAUCAAAAUUUUGUUUAUUGGCAACAAGAUCAAGACAGUUGAACCUGGAGCCUUUGAUAAUUUGGAGAAGCUGAGGGACUUGGAGAUCUCUGGUGCCUCAUUAGAACUAGCUGUGGGCACUUUCCGAAACCUCCCAAACUUGCAGAGACUGGAGCUGAGAGAUAGCCACCUCAGAUACAUCCCCAAAGGCCUGUUUGAUGGACUGGAGAACCUGAGAGAGCUCUCUCUGCACACCAAUGCAAUCCCUUCUCUUCCAGAAGGCCUUUUUGAUUCUCUCCUCAAUCUAACAUUUUUGGACCUGGCUAGAAACAGGAUCACAACUCUUCCUGGGGAUGCCUUUAGCAAACUCCCCCAGCUGCAAGUCCUCCGGCUGUAUGAGAAUGAGUUGCAGGACCUCCCAGAGGGGCUGUUAGACAGUCAGAGGGGGCUGCUGGAGCUCAGUCUCCAGAGGAACAGGCUCAAGACAUUGCCACCCAUGUUCCUGAGGAGCCUGUCUCACCUGGAGAAACUCCUCUUGGACAACAACCUCAUUGGGGUACUCCCACCUCAGGGCUUUUUUGGUCUAAACAAAUUGAAGCUGCUGACUUUGGGUUCAAACCACAUUACAGAGCUUCCCUGCUGCCUUUUUGACAUCAUGCCACACCUGCGGGAGCUGGACCUGGGCAGGAACAGUUUGGCCACACUUCCAGACGGCAUCUUUGUCAACGUCACAUCUCUCGGCAAACUCAUCUUGUCCCACAACCAGAUAGCAGCUCUAACAAAAGGAGCCUUCGCUGGGCUCAGCAAGCUCUCAGACCUCCAGCUGGACACAAAUCAGCUCUCUGCUGCGGAUGAUGAGGUCUUUGUUUCUCUGCCAAAUCUGAAAACCCUCAAUCUUCGGAAGAACCAGCUGGAGAGUGUCCCCCAAGGGCUCCUGGACCCCCUGAAGAAGCUGAGCUCAGUGUAUCUGAGUGGGAACCCAUGGAGAUGUGACUGCAACCUCUGCUACCUGCACAGCUGGAUCCUGGACAACAGUGAGAAGGUCAAAUUGUCCACCCAAGUGUCAUGCAAGAGUCCACCCCACCUGGCAGGGCAAGCAGUGACAUCUCUGAGGGACGACCACUUAAUUUGCCCAGCUACUCUCCCUCUUUCAGCUUCUUUUGCUCCAUCUCUGUCAUUCACCUCCACAUCAUCACAAGGGUUGUCAACCUUGCUGUCACAUGGCGCCUUGCCCACUGCAGUGCCAACCGCUCUGUCAUUGGCAGCCUUUCCCAUCAUGGCACCGCCAACCAUGCUGUCACCUGUGGCCACCUCUGCCAUGUUGCCAACCAUGCCAAAGGAGGCCUUCUUCACUGCUCCAUCAUCAACCAUGCCAUCCAAGGCCUUCAUCACCACCCCAUCACCAACUGUUCUGCCCAAGACCUCCAUCACCACCCCAUCACCAACUGUGCUGCCCAAGGCUUCCACCACCACCCCAUCACCAGCUGUGCUGCCCAAGGCUUCCAUCACCAUCCCACCACCAAUUGUGCUGCCCAAGACCUCCAUCACCACCCCAUCACCAACUGUGCUGCCCAAGGCUUCCAUCACCAUCCCAUCACCAACUGUGCUGCCCAAGGCUUCCAUCACCACUCCAUCACCAACUGUGCUGCCCAAGGCUUCCAUCACCACCCCAUCACCAACUGUGCUGCCCAAGGCUUCCAUCACCAUCCCACCACCAACUGUGCUGCCCAAGGCUUCCAUCACCAUUCCAUCACCAACUGUGCCACUGAAGGCCUUCAACCUGUGUCCAACUCCAGCCAUUAUAAGCCUACAGCCUCCUGGGGCCACCAGCCCAGAGCCUGCGCUGUCCACUCUAGCUUCUGCCACCACACUGGUGCCCACCAGCCCUCUGGCAGCCACCACCAGAGAAAUGCCUCCUGCUCUUCUGGUGCCCACAGAGAGGCCAGCCACCAUACCAUGGGGCACACCCAGCAUCUCCAUUGUCUCAGCCUCCCCCAGGGCACUUUGGCCACCCCACAGGGCUGCUGUGCCAGGCACAGUCCCACUGGCCUCACACUCCCCGUCCCACCAUGCUCCUGUGCCAGGCAGGGAGCAGGACUGUGCCACUGUGUGGGGCUUGUCCACGGUUGGCACCCGGCCUGCUCCCACAGCCCCCCAACAUGCUCCCACCCCUGCAGGCACCAUCCUGCUCCCAACGCCUCCCGUCCCCCUGCUGCCAGACCAUACGAGCCCCUGGCCGACCUCCCCACCCCUGGCCCCCAUCGGCCGUCACGCCUGGGGCCUCACCCUGCGGUCCAGCCCGCGGCGCUGCCAGGUCUCCCUGGCCCUGGGCCUGGCCGCGCUGGUGCUGCAGGCAGGCUGCAUGCUGCUAUGGGGGAUGCUCGCCCUUCUCCUUCACCAAGCCACCUGCCGCCGGGGCCGCCUGGUGCCACCGGUGAGGCUGCUGAGCCUCCACGCGCUGGCUGCCCCACGGCCCCCCGAGCAAGUCUGGGCACCGCUUUGAGCUUCGCUGCCCCGGUGUGAUGUGGGCAACGCCCAUCGUCCUCCUGCAGGGUCUGGAGCCGUGCUGGCGAUGGGGUGCGUAAGCCAUGGGGUGCAGACCGUCCCCCGGCGGUGGGUGCCCAGCACCCAGGCUGCUUUGGGGUGCCUCCCAGCUGGCCCCCGGAGGUGCUGUGGGCCUGGGGAGCCUAUGCACGGUGUCACUGCCUGACGGGCCCUUCUGCCAAGCGACACUAGAUGGCAUCCCGACACAGGCAGUGGCUGACACCGCCUGCCCUGGGCCACUGGGAGCGGAGGGGGCGACCAGUGGCCCCGGAGGCACCACACAGAAAUGCUGGAGACCCCCCAGCCAGCCAGCUGGGGACCUCGCUGGACAUCGGGCACGGCCCGCCCUUUGCUUGCAGGGUCUGGUUGAGGCUCCUGCCUGCAUCUCCUGCCCAUCCCUGGCAGGUACCCGCAGCAUGCAAGCAGUCCUUGGGGAAGGAUGUCCCAAGGCUUCCCGCCCCACGCCUGCCUUACUCCCCACGUUAUGUUACGGGAUGUGUCAGUGCUGGUAUGUCUGUUGUAACACUCUGACCUCUUCCCCUCCCUUUCUCCGGUUCUUCCUCACUGAUAUUAAAGCCUCCCCUGCAUCUCUGCUGUGCACUGAAGGUGACAGGAGUGUCUUCAUCCCAGGGCUUUUCUCGCCGUGACCUGCUGCGGGGGAUUCCUGUUGCUUGCUGGAGUGUGGGGUCCCAACUCAGUGCCGGCCAUCAGGGGCUGGUGUAGGACCAGGGCUGCACACCCUCCUGCAGGCAGUGGCAUAGCGGGACGACAGACGUUAUUUUCUUCCCCCUGUUAAAUCUCGUGUCCCCGAAACCUCUCUGCGAUGCUGCCUGCCCUGGCCUCUCUGGAACAGUAAUGUUUGAGCAUGGUCAGCCACCUGGUUCUCACACCCUAACUUCACCUGAUGCUGAGCCCUGACUGCAGGCUGGGCACCGGCUCUUCAGAAGCGCAGGAGGAAGAAGCUAAUUCUUCUUGUAACUGAAGGGUUGAUGUGAGCUUUUACCUCUGCAGUCCUGGGCUGCCACCAGGGCCAGGAAAGCACUGAACUUAAACAAAAGUGGCUGUUUCUGCAGGUUUUCUGCCAUCACAGAAAGUGCUGAAACUUUUACUGGAAAGGUUUAGCCCAGGAGAUUUUUGAUCUGAUGAAUACAGGGGUUGUUCCUUGGUUUGAGUCUCUGGGUACCUUUAUUUUGCUUUAUUUGGGCAUGUGCUGGGCAAAGAGCUGCAGGGAAGCAGCUCAGAAUCCUCCUGGCCAGGGAGCCCCGAGCGUCCCAGCUCCCCUGCCUGGUGCAAGACCAAGGGAGGGGGAAAGGGGCUUCAUGUUAGGGUAUGUGCCUGUGGCUAUGCGUUAGGGACCUGGAUAUAUGUCUUUGCUAAGAGCCUGUGCAGUGUUACAGGCCCUUCGGCUGCUCCUUGAAGUCCUGCUGACGGCUGUGAAAUACGGGAGGCGAGUGCGGGGCAGCACAUCUGGGCGGGAUGGAGCGAGCAGCUCCAGGGCCGGGGCUGGCACAGCGGGUAAUGAGACGCAGAUGAGGGGAGGGAGUGUUUUUCCUGGCAGUCCAGAUGGGCUCGACUUAAUACUUGAUUUAGAGGGUUUGAAAGCGGGGCCUGGCUGCCGGGGAACAGACCCCGAGCACUUCCCUGGGUGGCGAGGGGGGGUCUCUGCUGGCUUUUCAGAUAUUUAAUGGCCCAGUGCAGUCUAAACAGGGAACUACUUCGGGGUGAGAUUAGCACAACAUAAUCACAUCUUAAAAGGUCUUCAGAGACACAAGGCACAUCCGCUCUUAUAUUAAUUACUUGUUAUUAAUAAAGCUGGGGUCAGGCUUGAGGUGUUCACUCUGGAGCGUGCUGAUUCCCUUUGCAGAGCGGUGGUGUAUCCGAAAGUCUCCACCUGCACCCGUCCCGCUCCGGAAACCAAAUGGCCAACAUUCCUACAGCCACCUUUAAAACUAAUUUGCCCCAUAAUACCCCGAAAGGGCCACAUCUUUCUAAGUGCCCAGAACACCUCCGAGUGCUGUAAAAUAGUAAUAGCCAGGGUGUUCUCAGCACGGGAAUUUCCUGCUAUGAUUGAUUUCUAAUUUGCAAUGAAAAUACAGCCGCCUGCGUUCCCGGGGCCAGGCCGGUGCAGCUGGCUCUCAGGCAGGAGUCGGCUCCCUCCAUGGCUGCGGGGCCGAUCCCUGGAGCGCUAUGGCUGGGAGGAAUUAGAAGCCGUUCCCA